Mesocestoides corti is the source of this 609-nucleotide messenger RNA. NCBI's taxonomy places the organism in Eukaryota, Metazoa, Platyhelminthes, Cestoda, Cyclophyllidea, Mesocestoididae. The record is from the annotation of a GenBank genome assembly.
AUGCUUGGCCGCCAAGUUACUCGCUUGGGCUGCCGUUUGACUUCCAUUCAUUGUUCGAAGUUCCGUGAAGUGAAGGCUCUUCAUACGUCUGCGAUUUUCAAAAAUGCCGACUUAUAUAAGGUUCUGGGGUUAACUCACGACGCGACACAACGGGAAAUCAAAGAGGCAUUUUACGCUCUCUCGAAACUUCAUCACCCUGACCUAAGUAGUGACGUCAAAUCCCAUGCCAAAUUCCAAGAAAUCUCAAAUGCCUAUGAUAUUCUUGGUGACCCUCACAAGCGCAUGGAUUAUGAUCGUGGCCUUGUCAUACCAAAGCAUUCGACCAAGCCUUCUGAUUUUCCAACUAAGAUUGAUCCUGAUUUUCUCCGUAAAGCAGAUAGUGGUUCUUUUGAAUCUCACUAUGUUCGGUCAUACAAUCGCAAUUUGAAAACUGCUUGGGCUCAACAUUCUGAUGAAAAUAUCGCUAAAAGUGCUUUCGAGUAUAGGAUCGACCAGCGGAUCCUUGUCUCCGUAGUUUAUCUCACUCUUUUCGGCUCUAUUGUGGUAUGCUUCUGGAUUUCAAAAUACUUUGAGGAACCUAUCCCUCUCGUAUCGUCUGGUGACUCUUAG